Anopheles arabiensis is the source of this 3536-nucleotide messenger RNA. It is a transcript of the gene Lcch3, whose product is annotated as gamma-aminobutyric acid receptor subunit beta-like. Gene Ontology annotation, biological process: signal transduction; nervous system process; monoatomic ion transmembrane transport. Bases 1326 to 2819 code for a protein of 497 amino acids. The transcript has 10 exons. Gene Ontology annotation, cellular component: synapse; GABA-A receptor complex; membrane. NCBI's taxonomy places the organism in Eukaryota, Metazoa, Arthropoda, Insecta, Diptera, Culicidae. Gene Ontology annotation, molecular function: GABA-A receptor activity; neurotransmitter receptor activity; extracellular ligand-gated monoatomic ion channel activity. The record is from RefSeq and is a predicted model, not a curated record.
GUUCGGUCAGAUCUCUGCACAAUAUAAUGAACGUAGGUCCAAAAGUCAGUACAAAGCAGCGCCGUGGUAGCUCCAUUUGAUGAGCUGCGCUCGGAUGUCAACUUACCGCAGCAUGUUUACAUAAUCCUUUACAGUGAUUCAAUUAUGUAAUGCAUCAAUCAACCCUAACAACCAAUUCAUUACAACAUCUCCACAUUCUCUCCUUAUCACGCUCACACACACACACACACACCGAGCCAUUUGAAAGUGUGGCAGUGAUUGUUUGGUCCAAAUGACAAGGUUUUGGCACCGAAGUUGAUUAGCCAAAGUUGAUGGGCCAACCAAUGUUGUUUUUUUUUGCUCCUUCCGCCAAUAAAUAAAGCACCCUCCUUCCCAUGGGGCAUACUUCCCGCCUGCCCUUCCUUCCCAUCCUCCGAAACCCCUGAGAUGAAAACGAGCUUGUGUGCAUCCAUUCGUGUGUGUGUGUGUGUGUGUGUGUGUGUGUGUGUGUGUGUUCGUUUCGUUUCUUUGUGUGAAAGUCACGUCCGCUGAUGGUGCUUUAUGUCACGCCGCGCGCCUGAAUCAAUGUCACAAAAUCAAUGGCUUCGCAGGGUUGACGAGGUUCAAAGCUUUCAUAGUAAAUCGGGACUAGUGAGAAGCGCCCGAUGCGGUUGAAGGUUCUUUCAGAGGUCAUGGUUUGCCUGCUAGUAACGCGGGCCGAGCGUCCUCACUGAUAGCUAUCAAUCAGUUUUAAAUGUGUAGAUUCCGUGUAGGUCCACCCCAGAACAACUUACCUACAAUUUAAGGAGCUACGCUGACGAGUAAGUUUCCUUGUGAAGAAACAAACCGGAUGACUGCUCCACGAUUCUAGAGAUCUACUGCCAACCAGCGAUGCACUAACGCGUAAGUUGCUCCCUGUCGGACGAAACCAGAGAUCUGCGGCAAUAGUACUCGGUUGUUGUGCCGCCCUCUCGACACUCUCUCCUGCAACAACGUGUCCAGUGGGAUGUGUUGAAGAUGCCACUGCAGGUGAAGCUCUAGCACGAUCACGCUUAUGACACCAAACACGUGACGACCAAGCAGGUGUGUUUGUGUGUGUGUGUGUGUGUGUGUUCGCGCCGAGCGUGUCUGUAUGUGUCGGUGUGUGAGGGUGUUUGUGUGGCUGUAUUUGUUUAGUGGAUAGGCAACGGAUCGGACGAGGUUGGACGCCUCCGAGCUUGGAAUUUCAGCAACUUAAACAAAAACGAAAACAAAAAACAAAAAAUCAAAAACCUACCAUAGGGACACUACUAGCCAAAGCUAGCAGGGCAAAACGGUAGCAACACGCGUCAAUCAACCAUUCAAACAUGUGGCAAAUUCUGAUAUUUUGCUUCCUCAACUCAGUACAACUCAACAAUGCGUUGCGAAGCGUGCACCAGAGAUCGAUGGCGGCUGGCCGUCUGGAGAAUGUAACACAGACAAUAUCGCGUAUACUGGAAGGUUAUGACAUUCGACUAAGACCAAACUUUGGUGGGGAACCACUACACGUGGGGAUGGACCUCACGAUAGCGAGCUUUGAUGCAAUCUCGGAAGUGAAUAUGGAUUACACUAUCACUAUGUACCUAAACCAGUACUGGAAGGACGAGCGGCUGGCAUUUAACGCGUUCGCCCUGUGGGGAGACAAUCAGAAGGAUCCAACCGGCGAGAUCAUGAUAGAGGACGACGGGGCGAACGAUGUGAUUACGCUGUCGGGCGACUUUGCGGAAAAGAUCUGGGUACCGGACACGUUCUUCGCCAACGACAAGAACAGCUUCCUGCACGACGUGACCGAGCGGAACAAGCUGGUCCGGCUGGCGGGUGACGGUGCGGUCACGUACGGCAUGCGCUUCACCACCACGCUCGCCUGCAUGAUGGAUCUGCACUACUAUCCGCUCGACUCGCAGAACUGCACGGUGGAGAUCGAAAGCUAUGGCUACACCGUGUCGGACGUGGUGAUGUACUGGCGGUCGACACCGAUCCGCGGGGUGGAGGAAGCAGAGCUGCCACAGUUCACCAUCAUCGGUUACGAGACGAACGAUCGGAAGGAAAAGCUAGCCACCGGCAUUUACCAGCGACUGUCCCUGUCCUUCAAGCUGCAGCGCAACAUCGGCUACUUCGUGUUCCAAACCUAUCUGCCCAGCAUACUGAUCGUGAUGCUGUCCUGGGUGUCGUUCUGGAUCAACCACGAGGCGACGUCGGCCCGCGUGGCGCUCGGCAUCACGACCGUGCUGACGAUGACCACCAUCAGCACGGGCGUGCGCAGCUCGCUGCCCCGCAUCUCCUACGUCAAGGCGAUCGACAUCUAUCUGGUAAUGUGCUUCGUGUUCGUGUUUGCCGCACUGCUCGAGUACGCCGCCGUCAACUACACGUACUGGGGGGCGCGCGCCAAGAAGAAGAGCAAAAAGAACAAGGAAGCCGAGCGGAAGGUGUUCGGCAAAACGGAAAAGACCUCGACCUGCUCGGCAGACGACAUCAUCGAGCUGCAGGACAUCCGCAUGAGUCCGAUCGCGUCGCUGCGCAACCGCCACUACUCGAACACGAUCACCACGACCGACAGUGUCGACUCGGCCAAGUUCCCACCGAGCUUCCGCAUCGCCCGUUCGUAUGGGUCGAGCACCCGCAGUGGUCUACGGUACCGCAGCACGAGAGGCCAGGGCCGACCGAAGAUGCUGCACGCGAUCAAGCGGGGCGCCUCGGUCAUCAAGGCGUCCAUACCGAAGAUCAAGGACGUGAACGUGAUCGACAAGUACUCGCGGGUCAUCUUUCCCGUGAGCUUCGCUGCCUUUAACGCCGGCUACUGGAUAUUCUACGUGCUCGAGUGACCCACAGUCAACUAAGAGCGCAGCAGGCACUUACUAGCAGCAGUAGUAAACCAUACGCUCUGUAGACUAUUCCGCGUACGACUCCCCCUCCUCCCUUCCCCCCAUUCAUCCACCUCCUACCCAUGAGAAUGGGGAACCGAUUUAUGCAAGCUCCGUGCAGGCGAUCAAACGACCGGAACUGUCAAAGCGAGCGACUGCGCCGAGUGGCAAACGACAACAAAUGUAUCGCACUCGUGCAGGAGAGGGAUGGAUAGAGCAGACAGGAUCAGGUCCUCCCUUUUUUAUGUUUUAAAGCCCUCCCUUGCCCCUCCAGGUCCAGUUCAUCCUACUCUGCAUCUGGCUCUUGCUCGUUCAGCUCAAACUCUUAUCUAUUCGAUGUGCAGGGAUCAGCGUAUUCGGCAACAAAACUAAACCAAACGACUUAUAUCAUUGAUGACGACAUGGAUGGAGAAAGCGUACCAGAUGAGUUUCACGCUUGAUUGCCAGCGGACGAUGAGCAAUCGCACGUGGUAUAAACAAGCAAAAGUGGAAAUAAAAACCAGCAAACUCAACAAAAACAACAUCAAAACAGUAUAGGCAAAAUUAAGGCUUGACGAAUUUGUAAAAAUAACCACAGAUAAUCAAAGAUGCAGUCAUAUUAUUUUUUCCAAAACACACCAACACACAGAAGUAAAGAUAAUUACACUACAAAGAAAAAAUAUAAAAAAAUGCUUGUCG